This is a messenger RNA of Pistacia vera, 556 nucleotides long. RefSeq lists its product as uncharacterized. The record is from RefSeq and is a predicted model, not a curated record. Lineage: Eukaryota; Viridiplantae; Streptophyta; Magnoliopsida; Sapindales; Anacardiaceae. Bases 129 to 326 code for a protein of 65 amino acids. The transcript is spliced from 3 exons.
CCCGACCCGCUUUGACCCGUAUUUACUCUUCUCCUUUAUGCCCAACAAGUUAUAGAUCCAUAUUCUAGUUUGCCCAAGUACCCAAAAAGCUGUGUAGCAAAGGCUUAGUGAAACAGAGAAAAAACAAGAUGCCGGUGAUGGAGAAGCUGAAGAUGUUCAUCGUACAAGAGCCCGUUGUUGCAGCUUCUUGUCUCAUUGCUGGUGUUGGCCUCUUCCUUCCCGCUGUUGUAAGGCCCAUGUUAGACUCCUUUGAAUCUUCUAAACAAGUCCCUCAACCUGCUUUAAGUGAUGUGGUCGCAGGUGUGACUGGGAAAAAACAGGGAUGAUGUGGUUUGCCAAUUGAAAGCUUAGCAUUCUGCCCCCACCACUGCCUCUGUUACCCAUUUUUGUUUUAUUCUCAUCACAAAUGAAAUAAGGCAGACUUUAAACUUGUGAAACCCAAAAGAAGAAUUGCAUAUUGAACCUUAUCCUGUUUCAUGGAAGCAUGUGAAUGUUUCAUGCUGUGUUAAUCUUUAGCAUUUAAUGGAAAACCAUGAUUUGAGAAUUUACUUCCUUA